AUGAAUUCUUCUUCUUCUUCUUCUUCUGCCACCGCCAUUGCAGCAAACACACCCACCAAAUCCAUGAACAGCAGCUGCCAUUGUUGCUGUGUGGUCACCAAGUUCAUGAGGAAACUACUCGUCAAGAGCGUUAACAGGAGCAGAAGAAGAACAACAAGUAGACAGAGUUCAUUCCAAUGCCGCUAUGAUCCAUUAAGCUACUCACUCAACUUCGAAGAACAAGAUUAUUAUAAGUUCUCUGCUUUCUCUUCUCGCUUCCUCGCUAAUCCAUCAUCAUCAUCAUCAUCAACUGCUACUACUAUUUCUUCAACUCAUCCACUCCCGUUAGAGAAAUAA
Messenger RNA from Arachis ipaensis, 336 nucleotides. RefSeq lists its product as uncharacterized. Lineage: Eukaryota; Viridiplantae; Streptophyta; Magnoliopsida; Fabales; Fabaceae. The record is from RefSeq and is a predicted model, not a curated record.